AAAACGACCAUGAGCUUUGAAUGACUGUAACACAAUCCACCGGAAGAACCUAAAGAUGGUUUGACUUCUGAACUCAGUCAGGAAUGCGUUGCCACAGUCCACUCUUCUGGAUGUUCCAAUAUUUUCCGAGGAGGAAAUUAUCAUCAUCUUCUUCGUCAUCUCAUUGCAUUCCCAACAGCACUGGAAAUCAUCGUGGGUGUACGAGGGGGAAGACUUGGUAUUCACUGGUCCACCACGGAAAGCUAAAGUGGCGUAUGACUCCGUAAACCCAGUCGAUGAAACCACGGCUUCAACAACUCUUCCUUGUAUGGCUAUCUCUCAUUCCGAACACACAUAUUACCCCCAUCUACAGGUCUCCUGUUUUGACUGGCAUGUGAUCGGUCAAACUCAAACCAAUUUUCUAAUUUUGGUUCGUCUGCUACCCGCCCAUUCUUUUACUCCCGCGUUGUUGCACGCACCCCAUUCCCUUUUCUUUCGUCCCAGCCCAGUCUUUGGUCUCUACGCGCACCCUCCCUUUGACGCGCCACUCUCUCUCUCUCUCUCUCGUCUUCCACGGCCACAUUACCAUCUCCGUAUAUAAACGCAACAAGAGCGGCCUACGUCGUGGACUCGACGCCUUCUCUCCCGUUUCCCCCGACGACAUAAAACUUACAAGACCACCAGGCUUCAUCAUCACACUUCCCGGUCCCCCGCCGUGCAUGGGCCAAUCCGCCUCCAGCCGUCUCACCGACUCGCCGCCGGCUGUGGUGGGGGGUAUCUCCACCGCGACGGACUACACCGCUGACCUCCCCGACGACUGCCUCGCCCUCGUCUUCCAGUCGCUUGGCCCUGGUGACCGCAAGCGCUGUUCACUGGUGUGCCGAAGGUGGCUCGCCGUUGAGGGCCGGAGCCGCCUUCGCCUCGCGCUCGACGCCCGCGCCGCGCUCCUCGACGUGGCUCCUGCCAUCUUCGCCCGCUUCGACGCCGUCUCCAGACUCACCCUCCGAUGCAGCAGCCGCACCGACAGCAUUGGCGACGAGGGGCUUGCCCUCGUCGCGGCGCGCUGUCCCAAUCUUGCCAGCCUCAAGCUCCGCGCCUGCGGCGCCCUCACCGAUGCCGGCAUGGCCGCUGUCGCCCGUUACUGCUCGGGCCUGCGCAAGCUAUCCGUCGGCUCCUGCGCCUUUGGCGCCAAGGGUGUUGACGCCGUCCUCCGCGGGUGCCCCCUCCUGGAAGAGCUCUCCAUCAAGCGCCUCCGCGGCCUCCACGACCCGUCCGCCACCGCCGAACUCGUUGCCGGCGCCGCCUCCCUCCGCUCCGUCUGCCUCAAGGGUCUCUACAAUGCGCAGUGCUUCGCACCGCUCAUCGCCGGGUGCCCCAACCUCAAGACGCUCAAGCUCAUCCGCUGCUCCGGCGACUGGGAUCCCCUCCUGAAGAACAUGGCCGCUAGGGUCCCCGGGGUUGUCGAAAUACACCUCGAGAGGCUGCAGGUGACCGACAGCGGCCUCGCCGCCCUGUCCGUCUGCGUCGAUCUCGAGGUCCUCCGCCUCGUCAAGACGCCGGAGUGCACCAACGCAGGCCUCGCCGCUGUUGCGGACCGCUGCGCCCACCUCCGCAAGGUCCACAUCGACGGGUGGAGGGCGAACCGUAUCGGCGACGAGGGUCUCCAGGCCCUGGCCCGGCGGUGCGCCGGUCUCCAAGAACUGGUCCUCAUCGGGGUCAAUCCCACGUCCCGGACCUUGGAGCUCAUGGCGAGCAACUGCCGCAGAUUGGAACGCCUCGCAUUUUGCGGCAGCGACACCUUUGGGGACGCCGAGGUCGCCUGCAUCGCCUCCAAGUGCGCAGCUCUUAAGAAGCUCUGCAUCAAGGGGUGCCCCAUCUCCGACCAGGGGAUGGAGGCCCUCGCGGCGGGGUGCCCAAAGCUUGUCAAGGUAAAGGUGAAGAGGUGCUCCGGGGUGACGCCGGAGUGCGCGGAUCGACUGGCAGCGAGCAGAAACGGGAAACUGGCUGUCAACGUGGAGGCCGACGAGGGAUCGGCCGCCGUGCAGCAGGCGGAGGGGACUGUGGUCUUCGGGGAAUUUGGGAUCGCGGAGGACACAGGCGGGGCCGAGCGGCCGCCGCUUGCCUCGGUCGACCGGGCCAGUGCCGCGGGGCCCCUGAGCAGUAAGAGUAGGCGGACGGCGCGGAAGAAACGGGCGGGCUUCUUCGCGUCCCGAAGAAACUUGGUGGCAUCAGCUCUGAGGAGAUGGUCCCACGGAAGUAGCUAUUCACGUCACAGUCAUCGGUGAGAGGGAGAGAGAGAGAGAGAAGACUUCGUCUAUUUGUCUCCUUUACGUGGUAAUUAAGGUGUCGUCCAAGUUUUGUCACGUCGCCGAGCUCGUCUCAGUGGUUGUAAAGCCGUUUACUUGUCAAAUAUGUAGACAACUUGUCCUCUCGAACCGAAAUGAGUCACGCGUUUCAGAAGAAACGGCUCUUGAAACAGUCCGCCAAACAAACACAUUGACAAUGUAUGCCUCUUUCAUAAUUAAGUGUUGGAAUCCCGAAAUUUCCC
This is a messenger RNA of Musa acuminata subsp. malaccensis (wild Malaysian banana), 2527 nucleotides long. RefSeq names its product F-box protein At1g47056. Gene Ontology annotation, cellular component: SCF ubiquitin ligase complex. Gene Ontology annotation, biological process: SCF-dependent proteasomal ubiquitin-dependent protein catabolic process. NCBI's taxonomy places the organism in Eukaryota, Viridiplantae, Streptophyta, Magnoliopsida, Zingiberales, Musaceae. Gene Ontology annotation, molecular function: protein binding. The record is from RefSeq and is a predicted model, not a curated record.